Molecule: messenger RNA, 1203 nt
Organism: Gloeophyllum trabeum ATCC 11539
Lineage: Eukaryota; Fungi; Basidiomycota; Agaricomycetes; Gloeophyllales; Gloeophyllaceae
Product: kinase-like protein
Exons: 5
Coding region: 1-1203 (400 amino acids)
Biological process (GO): peptidyl-serine phosphorylation; autophagosome organization; protein autophosphorylation
Cellular component (GO): cytoplasm; autophagosome
Molecular function (GO): protein serine/threonine kinase activity; ATP binding
Source: RefSeq, a predicted model, not a curated record
AUGCCAGCGGCUGUGAGCGCUGCUAAUGGUAACGGCGGAACGCCAGGCAGAGUAGAGGAUGAGGAAGUGAAGCCAUAUGUAAUUGUGAGUAACCUGGGGAAGGGAAGCUUUGCGAUCGUGUACAAGGGCUAUCAUCCGGAAACGCACCGAGAAGUUGCUGUCAAGACUAUCAAGCGGAGCGGCCUGAACCGGAAGCUGCUGGACAACUUACAGAGCGAGAUAGACAUCCUCAAGUCUCUCUCACACCGGCACAUCACGAAGCUUAUUGAUAUCAUCAAUGCGGAGCAUAACAUCUAUCUGAUUAUGGAGUACUGCGCGGGGGGCGAUUUGACGAACUACAUCCGCAAGCGCGGGCGCGUGGAGGGACUGGAGUACAUCCCCGGUCCAGGUAUGCCUCCACAGUACUACCCUCACCCCCGGACAGGAGGCCUGGACGAGAUUGUCGUCCGUAGCUUCCUGAGGCAACUCGCCCGCGCGCUCAAAUUUCUCCGACAGCGGAACCUCAUCCAUCGAGACAUCAAACCACAGAACUUGCUGCUAAACCCCGCUAGUCCAGAGGAAUUGGCUAGGGGACAUCCGCUCGGCGUUCCUAUCCUUAAGAUCGCCGACUUUGGUUUCGCUCGCUCGCUUCCCAACGCGAUGAUGGCAGAGACGCUUUGUGGCUCACCAUUAUAUAUGGCCCCAGAGAUCUUGAGUUACAAGCACUACGACGCCCGGGUAGACCUAUGGUCCGUGGGCGCAGUCCUGUACGAAAUGGCCGUCGGCACUCCCCCUUUCCGCGCCAACAACCACAUUGAACUGCUGAAGAAGAUCGAGCGAUCCAAAGGGAUCAAGUUCCCCGACGAGGACCCGAGCAAGCAGUCAGACGAGCUCAAGCCCGUGCCGCCAGACGUGAAGGAGCUUAUCCGGCGCCUGCUCAAGCGCGAGCCGAUCGAGCGCUGUAGUUUCGAGGAGUUCUUUGGGAGUACGGCGCUCGCGAAGUCGAAGUUCCCGCGGCCGUCAAAGACACGCUCGUCUUCGUCGUCUGUGCCUACUAGUAGGACUCAGUCGAAUGAACCAUGGCCGAGCGAGGAGCCUGUUCAACCUGCGUCCACAGCUGAGGCUGAUCGUCAGAUUCCUGUGGAAGUGUUGGAUCCCAAGGUCGUCUUCCCUCCCAGCAAGUUCAACUUCAAGCGGAAAGAGACCAAUGAUGGUCAAAGGUGA